Messenger RNA from Parus major (Great Tit), 2158 nucleotides. It is a transcript of the gene TRMT10A, whose product is annotated as tRNA methyltransferase 10A. Gene Ontology annotation, molecular function: tRNA binding. The transcript has 8 exons. NCBI's taxonomy places the organism in Eukaryota, Metazoa, Chordata, Aves, Passeriformes, Paridae. Gene Ontology annotation, cellular component: nucleoplasm; cytosol; nucleus. The coding region runs from base 279 to 1286 and encodes 335 amino acids. The record is from RefSeq and is a predicted model, not a curated record. Gene Ontology annotation, biological process: tRNA N1-guanine methylation.
AGUCAUGAGGGGCUUAUGGCGUGUCCGUGUAUAGAUACACGUGCGCUUGCGAGUGUAUAUGUCUGUGUGCCUGAGCGCCUAUGUAGAUGCGCGCAGGUGUGCGGGCAAAGCUCGGUGUGUGAACGCCCUCAGACAGGGAAAUCAGGAUGUGCCAGCAAAACCUCCGCUGAUUUUCUGGUGUCCUGUGUGUUUCCUGUCUCUGCUGCUACUGUAGGAAGCCGGGGAGUUGCUCUUUCCUGCCUGUUGUAGAGAACUGGUGAGCAGAAAACUUGUUUUUAAUGGAAUGUCCAGCACAUGCUGAGAAACAAGUCAGAAAAACCAGCAGAAAGCUAAUGUCAUCUGAAACACCCACAGCCGGUCCAGAGGUGCCAAUGGAAAAUACCCUGUUCCCUGGAGUUCCUGAUGUGGAAGGAAAGGCAAAGUCAAAUGAUGGUCCAGUAGAGAGACUGGAGGCAGGCUCAGGCAAGGAAGAAUGCCUUGAGUCCAUGUCCAAGAGGCAAAGGAAGAAGCUGUUGAAGCAGAAGCAGUGGGAAGAACAGAAAGAUCUACGGAGGCAGAAACGAAAAGAAAAACGCCAGAAGAGAAAACUAGAACGUCAGUCAAAAUUGGAUUCCAGUAGUGAGGGAAAUGACAGAAAGUGCAUGCGCAGGGAAGUUGUUCCUAGCACGCUUCGCCUCAUUGUGGACUGCAGCUUUGAUGACCUGAUGGUCUUAAAGGAUGUUAAGAAGCUUCACAAGCAGAUUCAGAGAUGUUACGCAGAAAACCGCAAAGCUUUUCAUCCUGUGCAGUUUUACUUGACCAGCCAUGGAGGACAGUUGAAGACCAACAUGAAUGAAAAUGACAAAGGAUGGGUGAAUUGGAAGGAUAUCCAAAUUAGAACAGAGCACUACAGUGAGCUAAUAAAGAAAGAAGACCUAGUAUAUCUUACCUCAGAUUCCCCAGACGUUCUCAGAGAGCUUGAUGAGAAGAAAGCCUACGUGAUUGGAGGACUGGUGGAUCACAAUCACCACAAGGGUAUUACUUACAAAAAAGCUGUAGAGCAGGGAAUUGGUCAUGCACAGCUCCCGCUUGGAAAUUUUGUCAAAAUGAACAGUCGCAAAGUGUUAGCUGUCAAUCAUGUGUUUGAGAUCAUCCUUGCAUACCUGGAGAAGAGAGACUGGAAGGAGGCUUUUUUCAGUGUCCUGCCACAGAGGAAAGGGGCUGUUCCUUUGGGAGAAGCCAAUGAUUCGUCCAAACAUGCUCUGUCUGGAAAAGAAGAUGAAGACAAUGACUCAGACAGUAACUAGGCUUUAGAAUGAGAUGGUGAGAAAGAUGAGACAUGCAGUUUGUGGAAUAAAAUUGGGACAUGAAGUAGUUUUACUUCAAAGACUGUCUGCAGCCCUCAUAAUGCUAAAUUGUCUCAGCGCUUGGUAGUCCCAGAACAGAGGUUUUGUGCAUGAAGGGUUAAGUUAAAUGCAGGUUUCUACCCUGAAACUUCAAUAUAAUAACUUUUUUUUAAAAAAAGGAAAUAAAUUAAUGGCAAAUGCAGCAUUUAUUUUUUUUUUCCAGGGAAGCUGUUUAAUUUUUUUAAUAUUAUUUUUUAUACAUACCAAGUUGGGUGUAAAUGCCAAGAGCAUUAGUAGUUACUAUUUUAAAGUCUACAUUCUUGUCUCCAUUUCUGUUCAAAAGCUUUCUUAAAAGCAGUGAAUGAGAAGUGUUCCUUUGGCUCCAAAACCUGUACCACUAGUGCCUGCUGCAAAGUGCGCAUGAACACUCUGAACAAAAAUUCUGAGUUUCCUGAGCAUCUCAAGAGACAAUCACAAGCAACUGAACUGCCUGAUUCAUAUUCUGUGUUUAGUUAGCUGGGGUCAGUAGGUGAAGUAUAAAUGUGGGGUUAAACCAGUGCUUUAUACUUGAGUUUGAGAGGGAUGGGUGUUAGCACAGGUGCAAAUCAUGUGUCUUGUCUGGCACAUGGUGCACACUGAGGUGACUCAAACACUUUGGAUUAUUUCUUCAUAUUCUCAGCAAAAUUUAUCACACAGCCUCAAAACAACACCAGGAGGGAGGAACUCUUUCUUACCGGUCACUCAGAUUCAGUAUUCCUGAAUGGCAUGAUCCUGUAUGUAUUGUAUUGUAUUGUCUAUAAAAUAUUUUUCCUUUAAAAAAAGUCAUAAUCUUA